Cariama cristata (Red-legged seriema) is the source of this 1746-nucleotide messenger RNA. RefSeq names its product cell surface glycoprotein MUC18-like. Lineage: Eukaryota; Metazoa; Chordata; Aves; Cariamiformes; Cariamidae. Gene Ontology annotation, biological process: angiogenesis. Gene Ontology annotation, cellular component: plasma membrane. The record is from RefSeq and is a predicted model, not a curated record.
CUGCAGCCAGCAAGCUGGAGGUCUCCAUGCCAGCAGUGGUCGAAGUGGAGAGUGGGGGCAUGGCCAGGAUUGAGUGCAACUUCUACAUCCCUGGAAAUGGUUCCUACACCUACAUCAACUGGUCUUACGUGAAUCGACCGCAACAACCGGGUGAAGCUGUGCCGCAUCACGGCAGCGAGAUCGUGGAGGAGAACACAGACUACAAGGGGCGGCUGUCAGUGGGGGAGGACAAGGCCCUCUUCAUCAGCAGGGUGACGGUGCAGGAUGCCAGGACCUUCGUGUGCCAGGUUGGGGCGGGCAGCCAUGGCGUGGGCGAGAACCGCACUGAGCUCCAUGUCUACAAGGUCCCUGAGGCCCCUGAGAUCGUGCCCAACCCAGGAGGCAUCUCCGUGCAGAGCAGUGACAUCCCGCAGAUUGCCCGGUGCAUGAGCAGGAACAGCUUCCCACCCCCCAACAUCACGUGGCACAAGAAUGGGGAGCAGCUGCAGCUGGAGGAGAAGAUGGUGAAGAUCCCAGCCACGGUGACCCGCGAGUCAAGCGGGCUGUACACGGUGAGCAGCACCCUCUUUGCCCACGUCACCCGGGAGGACCGCAACUCCCUCUACCACUGCACUGUGCACUACUGGCUGCGGGGACAGAGGCGUGCCGUGGAGUCGCGACGAGUCAAUGUCACUCUGUGAGUCAGGGGCUGGGGGCCAUCCCUGGUGCCGUACCCCGCACAGCAUGUGAAGCUGCAGGUCAUGCCGUCCUCGACGCUGGUGAAGGAAGGGGAUGAUGUGAAGCUGGUCUGCGAGGCUGACGGGAACCCAGCGCCCGUCUUCAGCUUCUAUAAGAGAGAGCUAGAGGACAGCUGGCAGGACCUAUCAUCGCUAGCAGACACCAACAGUGGGGUGCUGAACCUGCACGAUGUGAAUAAGAGCAGCAGUGGCCUAUACAGAUGCCAGACCCUGGACUUGGAUGAUAUGGGGCAGCUAGAGAAGGAUGUGGAGCUUGUUGUGAACUACAUUGAAGGGGUCCAUGUGAAGAUGGAGCCAUCCUCACCCCUUCAGGAAGGGGAUAGUGUGAGGCUGAGCUGCAAUGCCCACAGCCCUGUGGACCUGGACUACCAGUGGAGGGAUGAGAAGGGCAGGAAGGUCGGAGAAGGGAACCAGCUCUUCCUGAGCAACCUCACCUUCGAAACCUCCAGCAACUUCAGCUGCAAGGUGAUUGCACCAAGCGUGCCGGGGCUGGAGCAGAGCAAGCAGGUGGCCGUGGCUGUUCAGGGGAAGCCACGGAUCGUUGCCAUCAGCUCCCCACUGUACGUGCGGCAGGACGAGGUGGUGAACCUGACCUGCAAGGCCAUCGCAUUCCCCAGGCCCUCUGUCCACUGGAAUGUCAAUGGGACGGCUCACGAGUAUGUUGAAAAUCAGCACAUCGCCAGCAACCUGACGGUGCGCGUGAACCACGACCUGCUGCGGGCAGGAGCCAUGUGCAGGGUCUCCAACGCGCUGGGUGUCAGCGAGAAGCACAUCCAGCUGCUGGAUCAAAAGACACCAGAGAGCAAAGGGGUGAUUAUUGUGGCGAUCAUCGUCUGCAUCCUCGUGGUGGCCGUGCUGGGGUCUGUCAUCUACUUCCUGCACAAGAAAGGCAAGAUCCCGUGUGGCCGCGCUGGGAAACAGGACAUCACAAAGCCAGAGGCACGUAAAGACAAGAUUGUAGUUGAAGUUAAGUCAGAUAAACUUUCCGAAGAAGCGGGGCUCCUGCAGG